Messenger RNA from Fusarium oxysporum Fo47, 1302 nucleotides. RefSeq lists its product as uncharacterized. NCBI's taxonomy places the organism in Eukaryota, Fungi, Ascomycota, Sordariomycetes, Hypocreales, Nectriaceae. The transcript is spliced from 4 exons. The coding region runs from base 1 to 1302 and encodes 433 amino acids. The record is from RefSeq and is a predicted model, not a curated record.
AUGCGGUUUAUCUAUGCGACUUCUCUGCUUCUGUCUGUUACUUCUGCGGCUUUGAUCAGACUUACUUUCACUCUAAACGUCGAAGACAACAAGUCUUCUCUGACCGUAUAUCACGGCAUUGGGGGGAGCUUGAUCGGAGAGAGAUGUGGUAGAAAGUAUCCGGCCAAUGAAGCCAUCGACUUCUCUAUGAUCAACUCUAGUGGCGAAGGCAACUUUACAGUUGGAAAUAAUACCUACAGGGUUCACCAGAAUCCUGUGUUUGCGGGAGGACCUAUAUGCAGUACAGAGAUGAGCCCCCCGUAUAUUUCCAUUCACUGCGGAAAGUUAUGGUGGAAUAUUACCAAUAGUACGUUACCGACCGUGGAGGGCCCUUGUUUUGCCAAUACUACGCAAGAGGAGAGCGAGCUCGAUGGUGAUCUGGAUCCGGAUUGGAACACGUUUUUGAAAACGGCUUUUUUCACGAAAACUCUCGGUUAUUUGCUUUUUAGGCGCAAGGGCGUACCAAACAUCGACGGCAGUGGAUGGCCUCACUUGAGGCACCUCUACCGGCAGGUCUCGGAGAAUGUACAUUGUCCCAACGACGAGGGAUGUUCUGUUGGCAGUAGUAAUGGAAAAACCUUAGCCUUCGGAUGGACUGCGACAGCCAACAUUGAUUUUAUCGCAUUGGGCUUCACUGUUACGGAAUCCUACAAUAUCGGGUCUUCGUAUACUUGCAAUGGCGGCCCAAAUGACACAGUCUGCGUCUGGUACAAGGUUGCGAACACUGCAUAUGUUGGUCGAGUUCCGGAUGUCUUUAUUCCCACGAAUGACUGUGACAAGCACAGCAAGCAAGUUCUCAUAGCCGCCCCAAACCUAGGCAAUGAUGGUGGUGGGUAUGUCUGUAAACUCAACGAAGAAUGCAAGACUAUGAAUACUGAAUACUGGGAUUGCCAUGGUAAAAAGCGACCAGCACUCACCUACUGUCCACCUCCGGGGUACCCACCAAAGCUCGACCCAAACAAGGGGCUCCUAACGCAGUGUGUGCAGGGGCGGGCCAGUAAGGCAAAAGAGAUAAGGCAAAGAAAGGAGCUCAAGGCAAAAUUGGGAAAAGAGAAAUGGAAGCAGCAUGAAAAAGCGAGAAAGAAGCGGGAAAAAGAGCUAAGAAAGCAGGAAAAGGCAAGGUGGAAGGAACAAAAAAAGGCGAUAAAAGAAGAAGCAAAGACGAAGGGGAGCUCGCUAACAAAAAUAAUAGAACGCUUGCUCAAAGAAGUCGGGCGAUACAUGAUUUGGCCGUGGUGUCUUAUUUGGGGUUGUCCGCCUUAG